AUGCCUGAGAUGAUGGAGAUGGAAAUCAAUGGAAAACUCAGAGGUUGUACAGGUUCAGAUGUCUCCAAAAGGAGGAUAAUUUCAAAAUCUGCGGAUAGUCCACAUGGAGCCAUUAAUACUGAGGUCACUAUUAGUUUUCAAGAUGGGCUAUGGUCCGAGUGGGUCCUGAUGGAAGUUCUGUCCAGGCUCCCAAUUAAGAUGGUUAUCCGAUGCAAAAGUGUCUCAAAACAGUGGCUUUCUCUAAUCUCGGAUCCUUAUUUUUCUCGCUUCUAUAACAUCUCCGCUCGAGGCUGGCAAGCCUCUGCUUUCUCGGGCUCGGUUUGGCGCCGCCCUCCGUGGGUUUUUAUUUUUAAGAGAAUGAGUGCUGAAGGUUGUGAGAUGACCCUUUUUUCGGAGGAAGAACUAAUGGAUAUUAUGUAUCCUUUUCCAAACUCCCCUUCCCCUAAUUAUUGUGUACUUCCCCUUCCGAAAUCUCAGCAAGCUGAGAAGGGGAGAACGUACGCCAUCCAAGCCAUUCAUGACGGGUUUGUGUUGUACAAGUGGACUGAUUUUUCUACGGGCGUGCAUGAGCUGUACAUCUGCAAUCCCAUGACCGACCAGUGGUUUCCACUUCCUCGACCCAAAUAUAUCCCAAAGACAAAUGUCAGCUUUGGUUUCAUCACACGGGUCGAAGCCGGAAUGUUAACCAGCCACAGGGUCGUGCUUGUCCGUUGUCAUUACCAGAAAAAAUCUUUCAUCGAGUUCCAGGUGUUCUGUUCCGAAUCGGGAAAAUGGGUAGAAUAUACCGUUCACUCCAGGCGUGCAGUUCGGGUUUGUGAUAACAAGAAGACUGUGUUUCUCGACGGGAAACUGCACUGGGACGAUUGUGAGCUUGGGCUUAUAGCAUACGAUCCUUAUACGAGUCCUGAUGGAAUGCGCUUGAUAGAUUUUCCCAAGGAUCUGUACAGAAGUUACAGAUCAGUCUCAUACAGGUUGAACUUUAGCUCGUGUGGCGUACACCAAGGGCUUCUCAAGUAUUUUGAAGUUACUGAACCAUUUAGUGCGCGUGGCUUCUCACACCUCAAGAUAUGCGUGCUCGAGGACUAUGAUAUGGGUCGAUGGUGUUUGCAGCAUAUGGUUGGGUGUGAAGAUAUUAGGGUUGGUGGUAGUUUGUCUCGCCGACCACUACCUGCCCAGCUCGUUUGUUUCCAUCCAUAUAAUGCGGACAUAGUUUAUAUGCAGCGGCGCAAAGACUUGGUCUCGUAUGACAUGCGGACGAGGGAGCUGAGACCCCUGGGCCUUCCUCACGAACCCGAGAAGAAUUUCAACCUCAUGUGUGAAGUGGGCUAUCUAUUCUUCCCGCUCGUGCUACCGACAUGGCCUAUUUGUAUUCCUACCUCUCUAAUACCAAAGCUAUAG
Striga hermonthica is the source of this 1398-nucleotide messenger RNA. The record is from the annotation of a GenBank genome assembly. NCBI's taxonomy places the organism in Eukaryota, Viridiplantae, Streptophyta, Magnoliopsida, Lamiales, Orobanchaceae.